Molecule: messenger RNA, 996 nt
Organism: Effrenium voratum
Lineage: Eukaryota; Dinophyceae; Suessiales; Symbiodiniaceae
Source: the annotation of a GenBank genome assembly
AUGGUCUCGCACCAGUGGCUCUGGGAAGCGCUGCGGAACGGGAAGGAUGAUGUGGUCAUCUCUAAGCUUGUGCCUAUGGACUGGGACUGGAACCAGGUCCAUCCGUCUUUGGGCACUCCGCUGAUGGCCAUCGUGCCGGACGGGCUGCGGCUGAGUUCGAACACCGCCAGCGCAGCGCCCAUCUGGAAGCUGAUCCGGUUUUGCAUGGCCCAAGGUGCGGACCCCCGGAAGGUGGCGAAGAACUUGGAGAACUCGAGGAGUACUUGGGGCUCCGAAGGUACGGCCUACCCGAGGCUGGAUGCGGUGGACCGCUCAGGGCACUCUGCGCUGAGUUUGGUCUUCGCCUUUCGGCGCGCAUGCUGCAAGUUCGAGAAGGAGUACGCAUCGCAGAUCUCAAACGCGGAUCAAAUGCUGAGCGUCUUCGCCGAGUUUGUGCCUCACGAGGAGCCGGUGGUCAACGUUCCGGAGGCUGUGGUAGAGAUGUGGGAGCGCCUCUGCGCUGACGAGGACUCUGCAGACGUUCAGCUCGAGGUGGUGGAGAAGGAGACGGAGCCCCAAACCCUGCGGGCCCACGGCUCGGUACUUCUCACGGCCUCCCCGGUGCUGAAAGCGCUGCUUCUGGCGCCAAUGAAGGAAGGCCGCACGCGAAACAUCCGCGUGGAGGGGGUUACCGUGGAGUCCACCAAGCUCUUCCUGCAAUUGAUGUACACCGGGGUCACGGAGCUGGAGGUUCGGGCGAGCGUGCUGCUGGGUGUCUUGGAUUUGGCGCACCGCUGGCAAGUGCCGCAUUUGGUGCACAUGGCCGAGCGCAGCCUUGUGGAGAUGGUGGGGCUGGAGACCUUAGGCGAGCUCUGCGAGGCCGGGGUCUUGAAGCAGCUGCCCAAGCUCCGCAGCGCCUGCCGCUGCUUCGCGCUCAUGAACCCCGAGGCAGAGAGCGUGGUGAACUCGGACAGCUUCCCGCCACGCGAGGAUGUGAUAGUUGGAACGGUGCGGUGA